AUGCUAUCUCCAGGAUAUGUCUUCGAUCCUACUGAUAGAGAGAUAGUUUCCUACUAUCUCCCCAGGCUGAUUGCCGGCCGCGGCAACACGGCGUUCUUAGGCAAUCUCAGCUACUUCUUCAACGUUCGCGACGUUUACUCCAGAAAGCCAUCCCUUCUUUUUGAAACCAGUAACAACGGCGAGACGAAACCGCUUCCUUUCAUGAAAGGCAACCAACGCUUCUUCUUCAGCAGCCGUCGCCAGAGGGUUGCUGAGACGAAUUCCGAUUGGAAAAGUUAUAGAAGGACUGUUCAAGAAGAAGGUCAAGGCGAACCGCAAGGAUGUUGGAAACGUAACAGCGUUACGCAACCUAUCUUUGAUGAUCAGAAUGAAGAAAAGAAAAUCUUGGGGUGCGUGAAUUUGCUCGGCUUUUUCGAGUAUCGGAUCGGGGAAAAUAAUAAAAAAGAAGAUAUAAAAAGUAAUUGGAUCAUGUAUGAGUAUUAUCUCCUGGCAGAUAGGUUUCAAGAUUGGGUUAUCUGUAAAAUCAAAGAUAAAAAUCGCUCGGAGGAGGACGAAUUCGACGCCAGGUUGCUCCAUCGGUUAUUUUCCCCCAAGGAAACAGUAGUGGCAGAUGGAUCCCAAACAGAAACCCAACCGGUACCUUCUCAAUCAAGUAAUUUGGUGCAAGCGCGACGAGAUUUUGAUCUGAAUGAGCUGCCACGUGAUUCACCAAGUCCAUAG
Theobroma cacao (cacao) is the source of this 720-nucleotide messenger RNA. RefSeq names its product NAC domain-containing protein 2-like. Gene Ontology annotation, biological process: regulation of DNA-templated transcription. Gene Ontology annotation, molecular function: DNA binding. The record is from RefSeq and is a predicted model, not a curated record. NCBI's taxonomy places the organism in Eukaryota, Viridiplantae, Streptophyta, Magnoliopsida, Malvales, Malvaceae.